Messenger RNA from Ricinus communis (castor bean), 1413 nucleotides. Its product is annotated as AUGMIN subunit 2. The record is from RefSeq and is a predicted model, not a curated record. Bases 287 to 1207 code for a protein of 306 amino acids. The transcript is spliced from 6 exons. Lineage: Eukaryota; Viridiplantae; Streptophyta; Magnoliopsida; Malpighiales; Euphorbiaceae. Gene Ontology annotation, cellular component: mitotic spindle microtubule. Gene Ontology annotation, biological process: spindle assembly; microtubule nucleation; microtubule organizing center organization.
GUAAUCUGCGCUCCAUUCAAUUUUGUUCUCUUUUUUCUUUUUCUUUCCUUUCUUCUCCAGUCUCCUUCGAUCAAAUUCAAAAAUUCAAUAGAGUUUUUUUAAUUUAUAUGUUCCUACUAAUACAAAAGUGUCACAAUGAGUCAGUAUUAAAUAUUUAUCCAUAAUAUAUAUAUCCACAUUGACUUUUAAAAUUCAAACUAUGAGAGAAACUUUAAAAGAAAAAAAUUGAAAUUGCCGUCCCCAACAGAAGCAGCAAAAGUAAUUAUCUUCCACUUGUUCGAAACAAAUGUCACAAAUGUCGAUGAUGGGCAAUAGCAGCGACACAACCUGGGUCGGCAAAAAGCCCAUUAGGCGCAUCGGAGGCAUGUCCGAUGCUCUCUCAAUAGCCUCCGAUCUUGGAUUUUCUGUUGCUCCUCCUCCUUCUCAGGAAGAACUCCAGACCUUAUGUACAACUACUGGCGAAAAAGGUGAUGACUUGAUUAGGGUUUUAAGAGAAUUAACUGCUGUACAAAGAAAAAUUGCAGAUCUACAAGUUGAACUUCAAGGUCGGAAGGAUGAUAAAAAUGUGGCACAUUUAACACAUGUCAGUGAAAUGGAAAAGAAGAUUGAGACUUUGGCUAGGAUUACUACCAUUCUCAAAGAUGUUAUUCAGAAUAAGGACCGGAUAAUAGCUCGUCUUCAACAACCAUAUUCGCUAGAUUGUAUUCCAGUUGAAGCAGAAUAUCAGAAACAAUUUUCAGAAUUACUGAUGAAGGCUGCAAGCGAUUAUGGUGCCUUGACAGCAUCUGUUGCAGAUUUCCAAUGGAGUCAGAAUUUUAAGGAGUCACCUUCAGUGUGGGGGGAAAUGCUACGUCCUAUACCUGUUGCUUUAGCAUCCUGCACGCGAUUCUUUGAAGCAAUGUCUGCUAUGAGAGAAUCAUUUGCUACACUUCAACAUUUGAGAGUUGGCCAUUCAGUUUCUGCAUUGCCAACAACACCAGUGAAUGACCCCUCACAAAGAUCAUUAAGGGAUUCAGAUUGUGUAACUCCUCCUCCUUGGAGAAAUGAAUCCAUUUAUGACGACUUGGCAGUUAAAAGCAUAAGGAAACAAGAACUUGAGCAGCGAGAAGCAGAUGAUGCAAGUAGUGAAGUUGGCGACUCUCAAGCCGAUGGCACAAGUCAUAGGAGAUUGUCUUGGCCUCCAUCAGUCAAGAAGAAUGGUUUAUAGUAAAGAGGAUAAUGAUAUUAUGUUUUCCUUUGAAUGAAAUUUUUAUGUACAAUAUUUUCACUGCAAUGAAUCCUUCAUGAUCUUGCAUCAGAAGCCUUAUACAGCAUGAAACCUUCAUUUGCUUGUGCAGUUAAAAUUAUAAAUCAUCUGUUAAUUCUGGUAGCACUGAUAUUUUUGGUACCUAUAUAUUGCCGUCAUUUGUUGUA